AUGGUGGAUAUACUUGGAAAGCAUGGAAAUACUGGGCAACGGAAGGUAUUGUUACCGGCAGUAACUAUACGGAGCAAAGUGGUUGUUCGCCGUAUCCGUUUCCGCCGUGCCGCCACCAAGGCAACUCGUCGCGCUAUCCGCCAUGCAAAAAAAAACUCUAUGAAACGCCAGCAUGCAAAAGAAAAUGUAUUUGCGGAUAUGGAAGACCGCACGAAGUUGAUAAAUAUUAUGGUUAGUGAGUGAUA
Gongylonema pulchrum is the source of this 245-nucleotide messenger RNA. The record is from the annotation of a GenBank genome assembly. NCBI's taxonomy places the organism in Eukaryota, Metazoa, Nematoda, Chromadorea, Rhabditida, Gongylonematidae.